UGUGUCUUCGAAGAGUUGGUGGUAGCAGAUGGUCUCGCGGACAGUCAUAAUUAUGAUUUUUCGAAACACGGGAGCACAUUAAAAAGUUCAUAUAAUGGCCCAGAACUAUCCGAUGUCCACUUACGGUGGCAAUGGACAUGGUGUCACUGGCCAAGAUUCCACGGGCCAUAGAGCGCAACAACAGAGUGGUGAAACAACAAGUGCUCGUAACAGUUUCUUCUCACAACUCCCGAGUCGCCAAUCUUCAGGCGGACUAGGAUCUUAUUCAAGCUCGACUAAAAGAAGCACCAAGAAGAAAAUGGCACAUCGAAGAACGUCGACACGGCGAAUGAGUGGUCUCGACAUCGAAAUGCAAAAGAUCGACCCGGACGCCGAUCUCAGCGAAAUCCACGAACAGCGGGCCAAACAACUACGUGAAAUGCCAGCGCCGCUGGGGAAAAAACGUGAACUCAGAGCCCAGUUUGAAGUUGCAACCCAAAAAACACUUUCAGGGUGUACACAAUGUAAAUAUAGUAUGGGUUUUAUGGAGUUAACAGAGCUGUUCUAUGGUUUCUACUAUAGCGAUGAUCUAAUUUUAGAAAUAGAAGGGGAAAAGAUUAAAUACAAUAUGCCAUUAGCAUAUCUUCUCGUCUGUGUUGCUUAUUUUAGUCUAAGUUUGGUCCUCAUGACUGAUUUGGAAGAAGAAAGACGUGCCUUAAGAAGAGCUGGUCGUACAGGAUGUCAGAAAUUUGGUCUUUAUACGAGUAGGUUUAUCAUUAAUAUUAUUGUUAUCAUCAUCCUAGCUGGUUCUGGAUAUCUUAUCUACUAUACAACUGACUUUGCUCUCCAGAAUAAAAAUAAUCCAGUCACAGAUAAUGAGAUGCUAUUGUUCUUGAUCAGCUAUUUACCAUCCAUAACCAUCACAGCACUUAAUAUAGUAGUGCCAAUGAUAUUUGUUGCAUUAAUCCGAUUUGAAGACUACAGCCCAGAGUUUGAAGUACAGUUCACAUUAUUCAGGACAGUGUUUCUGAGACUGGCAUCAUUGGCUGUUUUAAUUGCAUCUAUUUAUCCCCAAAUAGUAUGUGAUUCUGAAGAUCAAGAUACCUGUGGCGUUUGUCAACCCAGUAACUUACAGUGUUGGGAGACUUAUGUUGGACAGGAAUUGUACAAAUUGGCUAUAACUGAUUUCUUUGUAGUUGGCGGUACUAUAUUAUUUGUUGAGUUUCCAAGAAAAUUUCUUGUAACGAAAUGCAUCUGUGGAGUAACCAAAGCGAUUGGACAGCAAGAAUUUGAGAUUACCAAGAAUGUACUGGAUAUUAUUUACUCUCAAACAAUCUGCUGGCUUGGUGCAUUCUUCAGUCCUUUGUUACCUGCUAUCUGUGUGAUGAAAUCAUUCAUCUUCUUCUACUUGAAGAAAUGGAGUUUGAUCUACAACUUUCUUCCACCAUCGAGACCGUAUCGAGCAUCCAAAUCUAAUACUUUCUUUAUGGUGGUCUUAUUGAUUGCAUUCUUGUUGUGUCUGCUGCCAAUUGGAUUCAGUAUAAUGCAAAUUGAACCAUCACGUGCCUGUGGCCCAUUCCGCAACCAAACAACCAUGUGGACGACAGUAACUAACAACGUUGCCACAUGGCCGCAGUGGAUGCAAGAUAUUAUUAAUUUCAUCUUUUCAGCUGGUUUUGCUGUGCCUUUCCUUGUGAUACUCUGUCUGGCUUUGUAUUACUAUCACUCGAUAGCAAGUGCACACAGGGAAAUGGUUAUCAGACUGAAAGAGCAGUUGGUCAUGGAAGGACGUGACAAACACUUCCUGCUGGCAAGAUUACAAGAACUUGAUCCCCAGCAUGGCAAAGGACAUAAGAAGAAAGCCGACAGACCACCACCUGAUCAGCCAGGUACUGCAUGGGGUGGUGAGAUGACACCGACAUCACCCGGCAUGGCACAUCCCAAUGUACCGCUUAUAAAUGAUGAGAGAUUUUGAUCUGACAGUGUGCUUUUUUUUUAUACUUUAAAAAAUACAACAGAGAGGCUAUAUACCUGAAAUAUUGGAUAAUUGAUAUUAAAAAAAAAAUAGUCACCAUAUUAGAGUAAGAGUACCGUAGGUCUUCAGUGCUUGUAUAGGUCACAUUACCAAUUAUAGGAAACAUAUAAGGUCACCAACAACAGGGAUACAAGUAAUAUAUGCAGUAUACCACUACCACCCCCUCCUUUUAAAUUGCUAGUACCCUUUUUAAAAAAUUAGAAAAUGCUUGAACAUUAAUUUGUAUCUUUGUGUUCAUUCAUAACCCAAAAUAUACAAAUUCCAUGUAUUUGCCCUAAAGCCAUUGUGGAUUGUAGCCCCAUUCAUUGUAUUGAGAUAAAACUUACUUGAGGCCAUACUUUAAUUAUCUUACAGUAUUUCAGCCAUAUAAUACAUUACAGUAGUGAAAGCUAACAGGGUUCAGCUUAUAAGUGUAAAACGUGCACUGUCUCGUUGGUAUAAGCUUAGUUGUGUGUUUUUCUGGUGGCAGGUUACUGAAUAGCAACAGGUUCUCUGUACCAAACAAUCAUUCCAACACAGCAUUAUUUAAUGUAGUAGAAGAUUUUUUAGACAUGUCAAUCUGGUCAUAUAAGCAAUGUGUAUAACAGUAUUACAUACUAGCAGGUGUAAAUUCAUAACGUGUAUUUACAGUGUUACAUUCCAGAUAUCUAGUAUACGAUAUAUAUUUAUAUACAAGACGAUACAUAGAAAUGCAUUAAAGCGUAAAUCAAAAGCACAUUAUAGAAACAGUGCCUAAUGCUAUGGUGCCUUUGCAAUGAAUUUUUAUUUUUCAUUUAUUUAACAAAAACCAUGCUUUCAUCUAUGGUGAUGGGGUUUUUUUAAUUUGUCUCCUAUAAUAGGAAUACUGUCUAUGUUUACUAGACAUAUUGUAAUGUUACACUAACAUUAUUUCAGCUUGUUUGUACAUCUCAAAACAGUCUACUAAUCUCCUUUUAGAGUUGAACUUUUAGUGAAGAUAUUUUGUCAUUUUUGGUGAAAAUUCUAUUUUCGACUUCUUCUUGAAAACCGCUACUCCAAUUGCUUUCAUACUUAGUAUAUGUGUACCUGUGCAGACUUAGAUUUAAUAGUUUAUUUUGUGACAUCAGAGUAACACUCCACUAAUUCAGACAACUCCUUCAAGCAGAGUUGUUGAAUCCAAUACUAGGGUACUGUUAAUAAUCACAACAUACAUGUUGCUUAUUAUAAAAUGUAAACAAAGACACGGUUUCUUGAUCUAAAAUAUUCAUGUAACUAUGUAUGACCUUAUUAGUGCAAGACUCUGCUAAAACAGGGGAGCUAUUUUGGCUGUCAGGUUUAAUUCAAACUAGACUACAUUAUUUACAUACUGUAAAAGGAUUAAUUAUUCACUGGGUUUUAAUUUAGCUUAUUUCGCUGACUGGAAAAAUGCGCUAAAUUAAAACCCAGUGAAUAUGUAAAAUUUAGCAUAGAACACAUUAUCUAAAUGACGAAACUGUGAAUUUAAAACCCACUGAAUAUGCCUGAAAUGGUAAAUCAGCGAAAUUUAAACCCAGUGAAAAUUAGUCAUUUUACAGUACACAUCUUGCAUAUUGUGUAUACCAUAUCUGUCUUAUUAGUAGUGCAUUUGUUUAUGUAAAUGACAGCCGUAUCUGGUAAAAUAAGUUAUACAUGAUCUAAUUUUUUGUUUAACAUCUUCUUCUAUUGGAUAUGUGCUUCUAAUAGAACAAAUAUGGUAU
Messenger RNA from Saccoglossus kowalevskii, 3708 nucleotides. RefSeq names its product transmembrane channel-like protein 7. NCBI's taxonomy places the organism in Eukaryota, Metazoa, Hemichordata, Enteropneusta, Harrimaniidae. Gene Ontology annotation, cellular component: plasma membrane. Gene Ontology annotation, molecular function: mechanosensitive monoatomic ion channel activity. The record is from RefSeq and is a predicted model, not a curated record.